AUGAGGGCAUCCCUGCUCGGUCUCGGCGCCCUUGCUGGUCUGGCGACAGCAAACAUCAACUUCUUCUGGGUCAACCCAACUUGCGAGUUCAACACUAUUGAAGCGAACGACUGUUUGACUGGCCAGCACUGCACAGAGCAGAAUACAUGUGCAACAGAUCUGAAGAGCGACAAGUCCAAAAUCCUGUCUCGGUCCUCUCUCCGCGUAGGUCGAGUAAAGAAGCAGGCCGGGAAAUACUCCACUGACGGUCAAUGCGGCCCUGCGAAUGGUAACCUGCUUUGCGACCCAAAGAGCACCGCGUACACCGGCUCUUGCUGUAGUCAAUACGGCUGGUGCGGAAACACACCCGGCCAUUGCGGAACUGGAUGCCUAUCUGGCUGCGGCAAGGAUGCUGAGCCCACCUCCGUGACGCCUGUGGCAACGCCUAAGCCAGCACCUGGAGCCCCGACUAGGGACGACGGAAGAUGCGGCAAGGAUUUUGCAGGAGCAUCGUGUGACGCGAAGGGUCCUUAUGGUGGCUGCUGUUCAUCCUAUGGAUACUGUGGUAGCACUGAUGGUCACUGCCUUGCCGCCAACGGAUGCCAGAACGGCUGCAAAGACUCGACUCCAGUAAUCAGCUCAAGGGCCGAUGCUACGCCUGCCGUAUCUAGGCCACCUUCCACAACGACCUCUGGUGAACCCGUUCUUGGUAAGCCCUCGAGCGUGGUUAGCGCAAAACCGUCCCCUACUGGUGUUCCCACUACCGAUGGAAGCUGCGGAGCGAAGUUUGGAAACACUAUUUGUGGUGACUGGGCCCAGGGAGCCUGCUGCUCCAUGUACGGAUACUGCGGUAAUACUACAGGCCACUGUGGUGAGGGAUGCCAGAACGGUCCUUGUGUUAAAUUGCCUGGCCAGGCUGCACCUGCUGCCAGUCCCGCCCCAGCCGCACCUAAACCCGGCACUAUCGUGAUCAAGGGUAGAUCUGGUGUGCCUGCCAUGCACGCUGGCCUGCUGCCCAACGGCAAGGUCGUGUUCCUAGACAAGGUCGAGAACUACACCGAUCUCAAGCUCCCGAACGGUCAAUACGCCUACUCUUCCGAAUAUGACCCGGCCACACAGAAGUUGGUGCCCUUGUCAUACAAGACCAACGCUUUCUGUUCCGGUGGCAUUUUCCUUGCCGAUGGUCGAUUCGCUUCUCUGGGUGGCAACGCGCCCCUUGAUUUCAUCGACCCCACUGUCAAAGAUGGCUUCAAGGGCAUUCGUUUCCUCAAGCGAUCGGCUUCUGACAAUUCCCUCGAUGGACAAGCUUGGGACGAGCCCGGUCCGCAACUCGACACUGCUCGUUGGUACGCUUCUGUCCAGAUCAUGCCUGACGACACCAUCUUUGUCGCUUCUGGAAGUUUGAACGGCCUUGACCCCAGCAAGCCGGAGAACAACAACCCUACCUACGAGUGGUUGAAUGCCGACGGUACCCCACAAGGCAAGAGCACCAACAUGGAGAUCUUGAGCAAGAACCAGCCUUACUACAUGUACCCGUUCCUGCACUUGAUGAAGGAUGGCAACCUUUUCGUUCAGGUAGCCAAGUCUGCUGAGAUCUUCAACACUGCUACCGGCAACGUUGUUCGCCAGUUCGCAGAUUUACCUGGAUCAUACCGUACUUACCCCAACACGGGUGGUUCUGUUUUGAUGCCCCUAUCGAGUGCAAAUGACUGGAACCCAGAUGUUAUCAUCUGUGGUGGAGGCCCAUACCAGGACAUCACUGCUCCGGCUGACCCAUCCUGUGGUCGCAUCAGGCCUCUUGACGCCAACCCCGACUGGGAGAUGGACUCGAUGCCUGAAGGCCGUGGUAUGGUGGAAGGUACCCUGCUCGCGGAUGGAACCAUCGCUUGGGUCAACGGAGCCCAGGAAGGUGCUCAGGGUUUCGGUGUUGCCAAAGAUCCCGCCCUUGAGGUUCUCCUUUACGACCCCAACCAGCCCAAGGGCAAGCGCUUCACCACCGGGCCCAAAUCGACCAUUGCGCGUCUAUACCACAGUGUUGCCCUUCUCCUUCUCGACGGCACGCUUCUCAUCUCCGGCUCCAACCCUGUCGAGCAGCCCAUCCUAACGCCAACGGCCAAGGAUCCCUAUGUCACCGAGUUCCGCAAUGAGAUCUACACGCCUCCUUAUCUCCAGGGCAAUCCUACACGUCCCUCAAACGUCCAAAUCUCGAGCAAGGACCUCAAGGCCGAUGGCUCAACUUUCACCAUCAAGUUCACCGCUCCAGCCAACUCCAAGGCUGUCAAAGUCUCUCUCUACUAUGGUGGUUUCGUCACGCACUCUGUACACAUGGGUCAUCGCAUGGCUUUCCUCGACAACACUGGUUUCAAUGGUGGCAGCACCGCUCAAACCAUUACAGUCACGAUGCCUCCCAACAAGAGCGUGGCGCCUGCUGGUCCCUAUGUCGUCUACGUUCUUGUAGAUGGCGUUCCUGCCAUUGGCCAGUUCGUCAAUGUCUCGUAA
Cucurbitaria berberidis CBS 394.84 is the source of this 2478-nucleotide messenger RNA. RefSeq names its product carbohydrate-binding module family 18. The record is from RefSeq and is a predicted model, not a curated record. Gene Ontology annotation, molecular function: chitin binding. The transcript has 3 exons. Lineage: Eukaryota; Fungi; Ascomycota; Dothideomycetes; Pleosporales; Cucurbitariaceae. The coding region runs from base 1 to 2478 and encodes 825 amino acids.